Cyclopterus lumpus (lumpfish) is the source of this 4671-nucleotide messenger RNA. RefSeq names its product phospholipase A2 receptor 1 (gene pla2r1). Gene Ontology annotation, cellular component: signaling receptor complex; plasma membrane. Gene Ontology annotation, molecular function: signaling receptor activity. NCBI's taxonomy places the organism in Eukaryota, Metazoa, Chordata, Actinopteri, Perciformes, Cyclopteridae. The record is from RefSeq and is a predicted model, not a curated record.
CUCUCUCUCUCUCUCCUUCUCUCUCUCUCUCUCUCUCUCUCCCCCUCUUUCCCACUCUCUCUCCCCUUCUCUCGGACCAGGAGCCUCGGAAUGUGCGGACAUUGUCGCUCCGGCCCCGCAUCUCGCCGUCGACAUGUUGCCCCGGUCGCUUCGCUUCAUCGACUCCGUGGCCGUCGUGGCGACUAUUUGCGCGGCGGUGUUGCUGGCGAAGAGCUGCGUGUGUGUCGGCGAGGAAGACGACGAGGUCCUGGAGGAAAAACAGCUCCUGGAGCUCCGCAAAAAGGGUCUGUUCAUCCUGGAGAGCGAGCCGCUGAAGCGCUGCAUCACGGUGGACCGCUCCAACCUGGUGCUGGAGGACUGCGAGCGGCCCACGCGCCGCAUGCUGUGGAAGUGGGUGUCCCGUCAUCGCCUCUUCAACCUGGGCACCAGCACGUGCCUGGGCCUCAACGUCUCUGACGCGACGCAGCCUCUCGGCACGUUCGAGUGCGACGCCGCCUUCCCCGUGCUGUGGUGGCGCUGCAGCGGCAACGUACUGUACGGGGUGUCCCAGUGGAAGGUGGCCGUGGCCGGACGUUUGGUGGUGGUGAAGAAAAACUCCUACCAUGAGUGGAAGAGGUACAGCACACCCAGAGAGGGGCCGUGCUCACAUCCCUAUGAAGAUAUACACACAUUGUUGGGAAAUGCACGUGGCAUGCCCUGCGCUUUGCCCUUUAAAUACAACAACAAAUGGUACCACGAGUGCACGACUGAGGGGCGCGAGGACCACCUUCAGUGGUGUGCUACCACCACCCGUUACGAUGAGGCCGAGAGAUGGGGCUUCUGUCCGGUACAAGUUUUAAGUUGCGACCGUUUCUGGGAGUCCAACCAGGAGCUGCGUGCGUGUUACCAGUUCAACCUGUACACCAUCCUAACCUGGAGUCAGGCGCUCUCAACCUGCCAGGCUCAAGGGGGAAAUCUGCUCAGCAUCACCAGCCUGGCAGAGCACAGGUAUAUCAGAGAUCGACUUGCAAAUGUUGGAGCGAUGGUGUGGAUCGGGCUGAACCACCUGAAGGAUGGACGGGGGUGGCAGUGGGCUGAUGGAGCUCCUCUAUCACUGGUCAAUUUCACCACAGCUCUGCCUGCCAGCCCGCUGCAGGACAACAGACAGUGUGGAGUGUACAACUCCGCCUUUGAGGGCCACUGGCAGAGUCUGUCCUGUGAGUCAGCUCUGCCGUACAUCUGUAAGAAGACGCCUAACGACACCCGGAGAGCAGAGCCACUAGAGAACUGGCAGUAUAUCCACACAGAGUGUAGUGACGGCUGGUGGCCUCACAAUGGCGUCUGCUAUUGGCUGCUGUCGGAGACGGAGGCCGGAAGCUGGGAGGAGUCUUCCCGGGCCUGUGGCUCUCGGGGGGCAAACCUCACCAGCCUCCACUCCCUGUCCGAGGUGGAGAUGCUGCUCCAGCUCCUGACUAACAUGUCCGGGGAGAGCGCGGAGGUGUGGAUCGGUCUCUGGAAACAGGCAUCGUCGCCGACUGUAGAGUGGUCCGAUGGCUCGCCAGUGACUCUCACUCUCUGGCACCAGUAUCACCCUCCUCACAACCUGACGGAUGCAACACUCUGUGUCAAAGCUGACAGGAAGGAAGGUAACUGGCUUUUAGCGCCAUGUGAUGAGCGACUGCCUGCUGUGUGUCGAAGAGAAAUCCAGGUAUCCGCUCAUCAGCCUGGAGCCUGGGAUGAAGAUUGCCCUGAGGGCUGGAAGCGACACGGCCACUCCUGCUACACUGUGACUGGCCACGAACAGAGCUAUGAGGACGCACUGAUGGGAUAUUACUGCACUGCUCCUCUCCUGACUGUGGCAAACAGGUUUGAGCAGGCGUUCGUCAACAGCUUGCUGAGUGAGAGAGGGACCAGCAACAGCAGCAGGUAUUACUGGAUCGGCCUCACGGACCUGGAGAAGAGGGGAGAGUACAGCUGGCUCCUUCACAAUAGCACCUCCGUGCCUCUUACCUUCACAAACUGGAACAAACACCAGCCGGUCAGUGCUGGCGGCUGUGUCGCCAUGGCGGACGGCCCUGCGUUGGGUCACUGGGAGGUGAAAGACUGCAAGUCGCACAAGGCCUUGUCGGUGUGCAAGCAGAGCAUCAGCAGCUACCACGACGUCCAGCUGCCAGAGCACCACAUCGAUGCCUCCGUCCCCUGUCCUCCAGGGUGGGAGUCCCGCCCUGGGAUGCUCUACUGUUUCAAGGUGUUCCACAAUGAGAAAGUGCUGAUGAAGCGUUCCUGGGUGGAGGCAGACUUCUUCUGCCAGGCCCUCGGGACUCAGCUGGCCAGUUUCUACCACUAUGAGGAGCAGGUGUUUGUUAAGCAGCUCCUCAGUACCAUGUUUGAAGGAACAGAGGGCCGCUGGUUCUGGGUGGGUUUAAAUAAGAGAGACCCUGAACAUCCCGGAGCCUGGGAGUGGUCUGACGGUUCUCCCGUGGUGACGUCCUUCAUAGAGGACAAGAACGAGGAGGAUGACAGGAGGGACUGUGCUGUGUACAGCGACCUGACCAACGCUCUCUUGCCGCAGCCCUGUGACACCAAACACGAGUGGAUCUGCAAGCUGUCCAGAGGUGACCAACUGAAAAAACCCUACUGGUACACCGAGCAGAGCGAGCCCUGGCUGUUUUACCACGGAGCUGAGUACCUGCUGGCGAAGCAGCCCUUUGACUGGGACGCCGUCUCGCUGGCCUGUCAGAUGAUGGGAGCCUACCUGCUGUCCAUCCACUCCAGAGAGGAGCUGCACUUUGUGAAGGAGCGCUUGCAGCGGCUCUCCCUGGGCCCGACAGACUGGUGGAUUGGCCUGUCCACUGGGCAGCUUGGAGAGGAGGCCAGGUGGAGCGACAAGACGGAGGUAGAAUAUCAGAACUGGGCAGAGUGGACUGCCAGUGGAGGCCCGAGGAGAAACGGCCUGUGUGUCACCAUCUCCUCUUCAUCGGGGAAGUGGUCGGCGGGUAAAUGCAGCGACCUCCACGGCUACGUGUGCAAGAGACGGACUGUGUCUGUGGUGGAGACUCCCAGGGAGCCGCACUACGUCGGAGGAUGUCCAGAGAAAUGGAUGUACUUCGGACACAAGUGUCUCCUGCUUCACAUCCCUGAUGGCCCAAAGGAGGGAAAGAGUUGGAAAGAUGCCCAGUCCAUCUGCUCCUCCUUCGCUGGCUCGCUGGUUGCCGUAGAGGACGAGAUUGAACAAGCCUACAUCACUAUGUUGCUCCAGGGAAGCUCUGUAGGUGUGUGGAUUGGUCUGCGGGAUGAGGACACCAUGAGGUGGACCAAUGGGAGAUCGGUCAGCUACACCAACUGGUCUCCAAUUGAACCCAAGAGCUAUCUCACUGAGGAUGAGUGGCUCAGUGGAUUUGCGGAUGAGCCGCUGUGCACUGUUCUGUCAAACAACCACAACUUCCACCUGACAGGAAAGUGGUACGAUGAGAAGUGCAGCGAGAGUGGGUAUGGCUUUGUUUGUCAAAAACCACAAGAUAUAUCCAAACCCCCCACCCACUCCUAUCACCACCCUCUCCCUGACAAUAUUGAGUACAGGAGCCGCAGCUACAAGGUCGUGUCCGGCAACAUGAGCUGGUACGGGGCCAUGCAUAUGUGCAUAGAGAACGAUUCUGACCUAGUGAGCGUUACAGAUGCAUACCACCAGGCUUUCCUUACGGUCCUUGUCAAUAGAUUGGCAGUGCCCCACUGGAUUGGACUGUAUAGUCAAGACAGUGGCAUCAAUUACCAGUGGUCAGAUGGCAGUGACACGGUGUACACGCACUGGGACGCGGUCGAUGACGACUUUGUCACGGGAGAGUGUGUGUACAUGGACGUGAGCGGAGGCUGGCGGAGAGCUGACUGUGAAACUCCGCUACCAGGAGCCCUGUGUCAUGUCCCCCCACCAAGCAACAAACCCUUCAUCUCAUACGAGGUGGCGUGUCCCUCCACGUGGGUGAAAUUCAGACAUGGCUGUUACGACUUUGAGCCUGUGGUGCAGAAGCUUACAUUUGAAGAGUCAAGAGAGCACUGCAGGCAGAAAGUCAACACCUCGGACGUCCUGACCAUUGAGAGCGAGACGGAGACGUUUGUUCUGGAGCAGCUGUGGUCGUCGGGGUUCCUUCACCACGCCGUGUGGUUGGGAUGUACUUCAACACCGACACUGAUUCUAUGGGCCUGGGUGGACGGCUCAGCUAUGGACUACAUCAACUGGCCCAACAAAGCCCCAGACGCCAAGCUGCUGACUGCAGAUGCCUGUGUUACGACCAGGGUGGUUGACGGCGUGUGGCACCUGUCGCAGUGCACCGAGCGACUCGGCUUCAUCUGCAAAACGACCUCAAAUGUAAUCGCUGAGGUGGAAGUGGAACCUCUAAAUGGUUUACACCACGGCGUCGUCCCCGCCGCCGUGCUGGUGGCCGUCCUGAUCUUUGCCCUGGUGGCAGGAGCGAUGUGGUUCGUGUACAAGAGGAACUCUUCGCGCUUCCGCCGGCUCCCCACGCUCAGCAGCGCUUACUACAGACAAACCGGCUCGCAGGCCACAGAGUCGGACGGAAAUGUGCUGAUCACACACCUGGAGGCUCAUUCGGGAGAAUAGCACUCAAUUCAAUUCAAUUCAGUUUAUUUUGUAUAGCCCAAUAUCACAAAUUACAAAUUUGCCUCAGAGGGCUUUAC